Molecule: messenger RNA, 3441 nt
Organism: Peronospora matthiolae
Lineage: Eukaryota; Oomycota; Peronosporomycetes; Peronosporales; Peronosporaceae
Source: the annotation of a GenBank genome assembly
AUGUUCGACGGCAGCUUCAAAGCUCCGCGUCAAGUGAAUCUCAGUGGUCGUAAGAAGCCUCUGACGACGUCGAUAUCAAGUUUUAAAGGUCGAAAUGACGGGUCAAAGGACGAACUCCUGCGCACGAAUCGAUUGGCGAGGGAAGAACGACAGGCAAUAAAGAUACGCACAGCUGCGAUUACCAAGAUCCAGGCCCAAUUCCGUCGUGUCCGGGCUUCCCAAAUCGCUCGAGCUGCUGUAUUGCACGAUCUAGAGUAUCAACUUCAACAGGUAAUGCUGACAACUGAUAUUCAGCAUCAAGCGCUGUCUAUCCAACAGCUCCAGCUGAUUCUGAGACGGUUUUUGUUUGCGCGCUCAAGUAAAAAAAGGAUGACUAUGGCUACGGAACCAAAAUUAACACAGCCUUGGCAAUUAGAAACGGACCAAACGGGACGGAAACUCCAGGAUUACGUGGUGUUUCUAUUGCUUGUCAGCUGUCUCAAGGGAUCGUCCGACAUGGCUACAAAUUGGUUGACGGCAAAAAAAGAUACUACAUGGGUCUACCAAGUGUCGCAAAUGAGCGAAAUCGCUUUGUAUACACUCGUGCACGACGAAGUCGAGACGCCAAAUACAAUUGCUCAUGUGGCAGUGAACCCCUAUCUGAUGCUGCUAGACACGCUGACGAAUGCGUCAACGUACAAGACACUUGAAGAUCAAAAAGUUCUGUCAGACGUGUGCUAUCACCUUGGAAUCUCAAGGCAGUACAGUGUUUUCGAUGCAGUGACUGCGUGUAUCACGGUCCAGGCAAAAGAAAAACAAUCACGUGUGGAGGUCGACAAGUUGGUGCAAGUCAUUGCACGUAUUGCUGCCCGAACGCUGCAAGUGGCGGCCCGAGAAGAGGAAGCACAAGGACGAGAUGCUGGUCUGCUGUCGCAAUUUGCAAAGAAGUUGUUAUUGACACCGUCAGCAGUGACGUGUCCACUUACGAGUUACAUUACAAAGACAGCAUUGUCAAUCGAGAGCCAUUCUCGUGAUGCAACGGUUCGAAUGGUGGGACAUUUUUGGGCACGUGUAGUACGUCAUUUUUGCAUUGCCUCGACGGUGGCAGCACUUUCGUGGUCAGAGCGAGCCAUUUGUGUUGGAAACGUGUUAGAACUCGCGUUUCAUUGCUCGUUUGAUGGUGCUAUUGUGGAAGUUAUUCCGCUCGUUCUGUCUGAGUUGAUGACUUUAUCACUCGUGCAAUGGGCGUUUGACGUAAAGCAUUCCGAGCAAGAUUCGGUUAUAAACAACGAAGAUUAUGACAUGGAUGAUGAUGGAAACGUGCCAAGUGUUUUAUUGUCCGUUCAAGACUUUGCAUUGGAAGAAGAAGUGCAGCGCGGCGUGGAAGGACUCGGCGUCGCUGAGUCUAGUGUCCGUGCGCAGUGGCAAAAGCUUUGCCAUUCAAAUUUUGCUCCGCUAUGUAUCGAUGUGCUGCUGCGUGUGAACAACGGGACACCGGAGCUUGUGUUGUCCGGCAAGAGACCUGUUUACCGGCUUUGCGACGUUCUUGCUACUUUGAUUUUGUCAACAGGGCGGUCUCACGUCCUUACUGUAGCGGCUAACUUUACGAAUCCUCCUCCGGCUUUGCUUGCGUUGCUGAGUGCGAUGACGGUCGAGCAGAGUCCGUGGAGGUCCACCGUUCUCUCAAGCAAUACAAAUCUAGUCGAUAGCAUGUGGCAGAGGAUAAGGUCAGCGAUCAAGAGCAGCACUUCCCAGCACCCGACGCCGCAUUUCGGAGAAUGCUCACUUGAUACAACGACGGUGCCAUUGCAGGUGCUCCUUAUUUUCAACGUCGUCUAUUCUCACAUGCUUUUGGGACUUGACGAUGAAGCAUUUUACGAUGGGCAAUGGCCACUUCGUUUGUGUGAAGUCAAAGCCUUGGUGACAUUUUUGAAACAAUUUGUUUACGAUGCGUGUUGGAUAGUUGAUGGCAACACUGCACUACCGACUGGCACCAUGGGCGAAAGAGACCUCGUGAGAUUCGCUGUGGUUGUAACAUCCAUUAAGCUGUUCAACCAGCUCUAUGAUCGGGAUUGUCGGCGUCGUUUCAUGCCUGAUGGCGCUUGGUUGUGGCCUUUAAUGCCUACGAUCAGGGAAAUUGUGGACCUUGAACUGAUGAAUGAGGACGGUCCUCACGGUGCGGACGCGAUCUACAUGCUGAUGAAUGGGAAAGCGUCUUCUCCGUACGCGCGUGCAGCGCUGAUCCUUGUCACGAUUCCGCAAGUUUUGUCGUUCAAUGAACGUGUCCAGCUUUUUCAAAAGCUGCUGGACGAUGCGAAGGCGCAAGCAGGCAACACGCGCGACGAAUUUUCACGGGCUUUGCAGGUUCGGAUUCAACGCCACGAGAUUUUGCGCGACGGUUACGAUUUCUUUCGAAAAGUGUGCGACGUCAUGUCUCCUGCAGCCCUCAAGUCGCGCAUCAAGGUCACAUUUAUCAACGAGCAAGGGCUCGAGGAGGCAGGUAUUGAUGGUGGUGGUGUGUUCAAGGAAUUCAUGGACAAUUUGACGAAGAAUGCUUUCUCACCAGAGUUCGGCUUUUUUCUAGAAACGGAUGAUCAUCUCCUUUAUCCUAACUCAAGUGCGAAGUUCAUUGUGGACACGCACAAAGAAGCGUUAGAACGCUACCGAUUCCUGGGGCGACUCUUGGCGAAAGCUGUAUUUGAAAACAUUCUCGUAGAGCCACAGUUUGCUGCAUUUUUUAUCAACAAACUUUUGGGCAAGUUCAACUACAUUGACGACUUGCAUUCAUUGGACUCCGAGCUAUACACAUCACUUAUGCGCCUGAAGCACUACGACGGCAAUGUGGAGGAUCUAGCGCUGACAUUCAGCGUGAGCGAGGUGCAGUUGGAUAAAGUAGUGACACGAAAUCUCUUGCCGGACGGCUUGAACGUCCCUGUUACGAACGAGAAUCGGAUUCGAUACAUCCACUUGAUGGCGAACUACAAGCUGAAUGUGUUGACAUCCAUUGAAUGUGCUGCGUUCCUAAUGGGUUUUCGUGACCUGAUUCCGGAGUCAUGGAUUCAAAUGUUUGCUCCAGCCGAGGUGCAGAUGCUCAUUGGCGGCACUGCCACGAACAUCGACGUUGAUGACUGGGAGCGGCAUACUCAAUACGGAGGUGGCUAUCACCCGUCCCAAAAAGUUAUCCAAUGGUUUUGGGAAAUCGUGAAGGAGGAUUUCGCGCAUGAAGACCGUGCAGCGCUACUCAAGUUUAUCACGAGUUGUUCCCGUCAACCUCUGCUUGGCUUUUCAAAAUUGGUGCCUCAGAUCGGUAUCCACCAAGUGCGCGUAGAAGACGACGAGCGACUGCCAUCGAGUGCAACGUGCAUGAAUCUACUCAAGCUACCAGCUUACUCCAACAAGAAGUCGAUGCGCAAGAAGCUGGUGUAUGCUAUUCGGUCAAAUGCAGGCUUCGACCUCUCUUAA